AUGAGCAAGCCCGAAGACAUCGUUGAUGCAGUCACCGCCGUCGUCGGCGAUUUGUUCACCAGGUUGACUGGCAUUCAUGCCGCUACCUUUCCCGACCAAUCAAUCGGGGGAAAUUCGCUACAGUACAACAAUAUCUUCAACGACACCUUUAACGCCAAAAAUGUCAACAAAGCACUAAAAUUCACGACUGGAGCAGGUAUCAAGUUUGUUCCUGUCGUGGGAGGUUUACUCUCCGGUCUUCUUUCAGCGUUAUGGCCUGACCCAGAAAAUAAAGGCCUUGUCUGGGAGGACAUUGAAGACAAGAUGACUGAGGGACUUCACAAAGUCAUGAGAGAUUACCUUGAUCAGGAAUCAGGCAGCGUUGAGAAGGGACAAUAUUUCACGUCUCUUGUAACGGCCCUAUCACCUGAUCAGCCGUUCUACUUUGAUGACAAAACGCCCUGCGAUAACCUUGCAUACUUUGUCUCUGUCGGGACGCUACAGUUGACCGUGCUACGAGAACAGCAUCUGUUUUAUAGCCAGAUCUACGGACACGAGGAUCACCAAGCUGCAAAACAUAAGAAGGACCUUGAAGAUGCGGCCAAGAAAUACCUGACCACCCGCAACCAGAUUGUCGCCGAGUGUCUCAAAUAUCACAAGGAUCAAAUUAAAGAAGAAUGGCACGAGAAGGAUGCUGGGUAUUUCAACGCCAACGCGGUCAGCCUCAAGAAUCCCCUUCGAAAGGUUGAUGAGCUCUUCAAGUGGGACGACAUGUCGCCACUUGGGAAAUACAAGUUCCAGUGUCGGCGAAAGCAGUUCCAGACUUGGCUUGACGCCGGCUACAAGGCACAAGUCGAAGCACUCCUCAGUCCCUCCUUCUCCUGGCCUUUGUACUUUCCAACUCCCCAUGCAGAUUUAAGAUCCGAAAACUCUGCGCAUCCAGGCUGGAUGGGCGAUGGUGCCAACUUGUCGAUAAGCUAUGAUGUCUGCUACUUUGACCAUGAAGAUUUGUUCAGAAAGCACGGUCCUAUUACAAAAGUCAUUCUUCACGCGGGCGAUAGGCUCGAUGGCAUUGAACUCUGGUACGGCGAUCAGAAAGCCGAUAUACGUGGUGCAAAGAGUGGCUACCAGCAAAAGACAUUGGAGUUGAAGACGGGAGAGAUGAUCACUGGACUCUGGGCCAAUGGCGGAAGCGAUGUUCUCACCGCCAUGAAGUUAUCGACGACAAGUCAAGAUGGACAAGCUAGAGGGACUAUUUCAGUGGCCAGAGAUGGGAUUGAGCCUUCUACUUGA
Molecule: messenger RNA, 1272 nt
Organism: Fusarium oxysporum Fo47
Lineage: Eukaryota; Fungi; Ascomycota; Sordariomycetes; Hypocreales; Nectriaceae
Exons: 3
Coding region: 1-1272 (423 amino acids)
Molecular function (GO): toxin activity
Source: RefSeq, a predicted model, not a curated record